Sorex araneus (European shrew) is the source of this 2439-nucleotide messenger RNA. RefSeq names its product beclin 1 (gene BECN1). Gene Ontology annotation, cellular component: phosphatidylinositol 3-kinase complex, class III, type II; phosphatidylinositol 3-kinase complex, class III, type I; phagophore assembly site. The record is from RefSeq and is a predicted model, not a curated record. Lineage: Eukaryota; Metazoa; Chordata; Mammalia; Eulipotyphla; Soricidae. Bases 275 to 1660 code for a protein of 461 amino acids. The transcript is spliced from 12 exons. Gene Ontology annotation, biological process: autophagy; autophagosome assembly; cellular response to nitrogen starvation.
GGGCGGAAGUCCUCAUCGGCAGACCGGGAAGUAGCUGGAGACUGGGAGAUGGCAGUUCUGGAGGCCUUGGUCCCAGGCCGACCCGAGGCCCCGGCGCCCCCGCGGUAGACAGGAGCAGAGAAGGGGGCUCCGGAUCCCGACGUGAAGCGUGUCGGGGGUUGAACCGGGGCCUCAGUAGGGAUCCUGGGACCCCGACGGGCCCUGUUGGCUCCGCUCUCUGCCGGGACUGUGAGCUGCCCUGGCCCGGGCUGCCCCAGAAGCCGGCUCGCCGGGGAUGGAGGGCUCCAAGACGUCCAGCAGCACCAUGCAGGUGAGCUUCGUGUGCCAGCGCUGCAGCCAGCCCCUGAAACUGGACACAAGCUUCAAGAUCCUGGACCGUGUCACCAUCCAGGAGCUCACAGCUCCAUUAAUUGCCACAGCCCAGGUGAAACCAGGAGAGACCCAGGAAGAAGAGGCCAACUCAGGAGAGGAGCCAUUUAUCGAAACUCGCCAGGAUGGUGUCUCUCGCAGAUUCAUCCCCCCAGCCAGGUGCCUGCUACACCUCAGCCCCCCUGUUCCUUGCCACAGGAUGAUGUCGACAGAAAGUGCCAAUAGUUUCACUCUCAUCGGGGAGGCAUCCGAUGGCGGCACCAUGGAGAACCUCAGCCGGAGGCUGAAGGUCACUGGGGACCUUUUUGACAUCAUGUCGGGCCAGACAGAUGUGGAUCACCCCCUGUGUGAGGAAUGCACAGACACUCUCUUAGACCAGCUGGACACUCAGCUCAACGUCACCGAAAAUGAGUGUCAGAACUACAAACGCUGUUUGGAGAUCUUGGAGCAAAUGAAUGAGGAUGACAGUGAAAAGCUCCAGAUGGAGCUGAAAGAGCUGGCAUUAGAGGAGGAGAGGCUGAUCCAAGAGCUGGAAGAUGUGGAAAAGAACCGCAAGAUAGUGGCGGAAAAUCUGGAGAAGGUCCAGGCUGAAGCCGAGCGACUGGAUCAGGAGGAAGCUCAGUAUCAGAGGGAGUACAGUGAAUUUAAACGACAGCAGCUGGAGCUGGAUGAUGAGCUGAAGAGCGUAGAAAACCAGAUGCGUUAUGCCCAGAUGCAGCUGGACAAGCUAAAGAAAACCAACGUCUUUAAUGCGACUUUCCACAUCUGGCACAGUGGACAGUUUGGCACGAUCAAUAACUUCAGGUUGGGUCGCCUGCCCAGUGUUCCUGUGGAAUGGAAUGAAAUCAAUGCUGCUUGGGGCCAGACCGUGUUGCUGCUCCAUGCCCUGGCCAAUAAGAUGGGUCUGAAAUUUCAGAGGUAUCGACUUGUUCCCUAUGGAAACCAUUCAUAUCUGGAGUCUCUGACAGACAAAUCUAAGGAGCUGCCAUUAUACUGCUCAGGGGGGUUGCGAUUUUUCUGGGACAACAAGUUUGACCAUGCGAUGGUGGCUUUCCUGGACUGUGUGCAGCAGUUCAAAGAAGAGGUGGAGAAAGGCGAGACACGUUUUUGUCUUCCUUACAGGAUGGAUGUGGAGAAAGGAAAGAUUGAAGACACAGGAGGCAGUGGCGGCUCCUAUUCCAUCAAAACCCAGUUUAACUCUGAGGAACAGUGGACAAAAGCUCUCAAAUUCAUGCUGACAAAUCUUAAGUGGGGUCUUGCUUGGGUAUCUUCACAAUUUUAUAAUAAGUAACUUGAUUUUUUCCCUAGGGGGAUUUUUGCCUUAAAGGCUUUACAUUUUAUUUGGGGAGUGGAGGAGAAAAGAGUUUUGGGGCUAGAGCGAUUGUACAAUGGGUAGGGUUUUUGCUUUGCACGCAGCUGACCUGGGUUCAAUCCUCAGCAUUCCAUAUGGUCCCCUGAGCACUGCCUGGAGUAAUUCCUGAGUGCAGAACCAGGAAUUCCUGAGCAUCACCAGGUGUGACCCAAAAAGAAAAGUUUUAAAAUUUGGGUACUAUAAAACACAUGUUUACAAUACCAAAAAGAAAAAAAUAUUAACAAAAGCCACUUUAUUUUAAAAUAUCGUGACAGUUUCCAAAACUACAACAUGACAUAGCUACCAGCAUUUGUUACAGCUUUCACUCCUGAUUCCAUGCCCUUUUUUCCCCUCUCCCCUCAAAACUAAUUUAAUUUUUUUGUUGUCGUUUUUUAAACUGAGUUGAAUUAAGAUUGGUGUGUUUUCACUGGGUUUUAUCUCUCUCAACUUCCUGCAUUUCCAAUAUGAAAAAAAAAAUUUGUUUCCACUGAUAUAUACGAUGGAGUGUGUGAGACAGUCAAAUGAAGAACACAAAAGGUUUGCCUCAUCACCAUGUGUUAUGAUGAGCAUCUUGAAAUUGAGCACUUCUCUGGGCUCUAGUAGUGGAGGUCUACUGUAGUCUGUAUUAUAGACAUGAAAUGGUGUAUCAUGCUGUCUGAGACACUAUGGAGAGAUUUAAUUAUUUGUAAUAAAAGAUAUACUGCAAUCUGAUAACUGUC